ACUUUUUCUUUGAAUUUUCCUAGAUCUCUUCGCUGUAUCCUAUAUUUCUUCACCCCCUCUCUCUCUAAACCCUUUUAAUCUCUCUCUCUUACAACCCUGUUAAUCUCUCUAUCCAAACCCUUUUUAAUCUCUCUCUCUCACUCACACACACAGCCCUUUUAAUCUCUCUCUCAACCCUGUUAAUCUCUCUCUCUCUCUCUCAUUUGAAGAACGGAGGACUGAAUCAGUUCAUCUCACUGCAUACAUCUCAGUACUUAUUUCCUAAUGGAAGGUCGGACUGGGUAUGUUUGGUGAGACUAUAUAAGGUUGUUAGAGAUGCACUCGAGGAUUUUGCCAAUGGAGGAAAGCAAAGAUGGUUUUGUUACGAUUAGGCCAAACCAACCGAAGGUUUUGCCACACAGGAUGCUUCAGUUUCUGGUACUGUUUCUGGUUAUGUGUGUCACUUUUUCGGUUGUUAGUGUAUACCUGAUACGGCAUUUUGGAGCUCAGAACAUAGUUGCAGCCACCGGAUUCAAGACCAAUAUAUUUCAGUGUGUUGAAGGAGCUAACACUAGUUUAGAUCGAUGGAUCAAGCCCCCGUCUAAUUUGCUGCACACUAUGAGUGAUAAAGAACUUUUCUGGUUGGCAUCGCUUGUGCCCCGUAGGAAAGAGUAUCCGUUUACUAGAGUACCAAAGAUUGCAUUCAUGUUCUUGACAAAGGGGCCACUUCCACUGGCACCUCUUUGGGAGAGGUUUUUCAGAGGACAUGAUGAGCGAUAUUCUAUAUAUAUCCAUUCACUUCCGUCGUUUGUACCAAAUUUUCCAUCUUCAUCUGUUUUUUACAAGAGACAGAUACCAAGCGAGGUUGCAGAAUGGGGUACAAUGAGUAUAUGUGAUGCUGAGAGAAGACUUCUUGCAAAUGCAUUACUUGAUGUAUCAAAUGAAUAUUUUGUUCUCCUUUCAGAGUCGUGCAUUCCACUCUACAAUUUCAGUGUCGUCUACGACUACAUCAAAAAUUCUAAAUAUAGCUUCAUUGGUGCUUUUGAUGACCCUGGGCCAUAUGGAAGAGGCCGGUAUAAUUAUAGGAUGGCACCCGAAAUAGAGAUUACCCACUGGCGUAAAGGGUCACAAUGGUUUGAAAUCAACCGCAAGCUAGCAAUCCACAUAGUAGAGGACACGACCUUUUAUCCAAAAUUUAAUGAUUUUUGCAAACCAGCAUGUUAUGUAGACGAACAUUACUUUCCGACAAUGCUGACUAUCCGAGCACCAAAUCUGCUAGCAAAUAGAAGUGUCACUUGGGUGGACUGGUCAAGGGGUGGAGCUCACCCUGCUACCUUUGGCAGAGGAGACAUCAGUGAGGAUUUCUUGAAGAAUAUAUUUGUAGGUGGUGAAUGCUUAUACAACGAUCGUAACUCUUCAGUUUGUUCCCUUUUUGCUAGAAAAUUUGCUCCAAGUUCACUGAAACCCCUCCUAUUAUUAGCACCACAGAUUUUAGGAUUUUGAGAAACAAGUUUAAUUUGAAAAGGUAAUUGUCACUAAAAUAGGGUCAUCAAGAAUGGGCAAAUAUGGUGCCAGAUUCUUUAUAUGUUUGGUACUUUUUAAUGUUAUCUUUCUUUGUAGACAA
Molecule: messenger RNA, 1603 nt
Organism: Daucus carota subsp. sativus
Lineage: Eukaryota; Viridiplantae; Streptophyta; Magnoliopsida; Apiales; Apiaceae
Product: glycosyltransferase BC10
Exons: 3
Coding region: 316-1482 (388 amino acids)
Cellular component (GO): membrane
Molecular function (GO): glycosyltransferase activity
Source: RefSeq, a predicted model, not a curated record